Messenger RNA from Priapulus caudatus, 902 nucleotides. RefSeq names its product histone H1B-like. The coding region runs from base 1 to 648 and encodes 215 amino acids. Gene Ontology annotation, cellular component: nucleus; nucleosome. The transcript has 2 exons. Lineage: Eukaryota; Metazoa; Priapulida; Priapulimorpha; Priapulimorphida; Priapulidae. Gene Ontology annotation, molecular function: structural constituent of chromatin; double-stranded DNA binding; nucleosomal DNA binding. Gene Ontology annotation, biological process: chromosome condensation; negative regulation of DNA recombination; nucleosome assembly. The record is from RefSeq and is a predicted model, not a curated record.
AUGUCAGUGUUUAAUGGUUACACUGCAAUCCUAAUUCAAGAAUGUCGAAUAAACAACAAAUAUGCUGCAGCAGUAGCCGCCCCGGCACCCGCUUCACCGAAGAAGAAGACCAAGGCGCCGGCAGCGAAGAAACCGAAAGCGCCGGCACAACAUCCACCUACGGCCGAGAUGGUGAAUGCGGCCAUCAAGAAUCUAGCAGAGAGGGGCGGAUCCUCCCUGCAAGCCAUCAAGAAGUACAUCGCUAGUCACUACAAGGUGGACGUGGAGAAGAUGUCUCCCUUCAUCCGUCGCUACUUGAAGUCUAGUGCGGCCAAUGGUAAGCUGAUACAGACAAAAGGCAAGGGUGCCUCUGGUUCAUUCAAGCUCAGCGCAGGAGAGAAGAAAGCAACGACCGAAAAUAAACCAACGGCAAAGGCCGUGAAGAAACCGGCAACGAAGCAAGCAGUGAAAGCAAAGCCCGCAGCUAAGAAGGCGACCAAGUCACCAAAGAAACCAGCAGCCAAGAAGGCCAAAGCUGCGAAAUCACCACCGAAGAAGGCAGCGCCGGCAAAGAAGGCAGUCAAGGCGAAGAAAGCACCAGCAAAGGCAACUAAGCCAAAGAAAGCGCCAGCAAAGGCAGCCAAAGCCAAGAAGCCCGCAAAGAAGUAAGGGAGACGUCACUGAACGCCCACUGAUAACGUACCAACCGGCCCUUUUCAGGGCCACCAUUUCUUCCAAGAAAUGAUUUCUACAUUGCUCAUUAUACAUCAAACCGAUGCUCCAACAUAGAACUAUAACUUGUAUACUAGUACAGUAGUGCACUGUCGGAAUAUACAUUCCUAAGCCAGCUUUAAGUGUUACGAGCGGUUGUCUCUCAUUUUAUUUUUAGUAGAAGUGGAUUAUACACCCUUAAGUCUUGCCUA